AUGUCUAGUCCAAAGCGUUCCCCCAAAGAGUCCCCCAAAAAAUCACCAAAAAAGGGUCGAUCAAGCCCAACGAAAGGCCUCAGAAUGGGGGCCGAAGAGUGGGAGGAAUUCCAACGAAAAUAUUUCGCUCGCAAACGUUAUAAUACGAUGGAUGUCGUGUUUACGCAAAAGAGCCCGGCUAUUUCGCUUUAUGUACGUAGUAUUCACUUAUACGAGAUUUGGAAUCGACUACCACCAUUCGAGCAGUUCUGUAAUUCUAACGAUGAGGAAAUUAACACCUCAAACAGAAGCCCCAAAUCAUCACCAAAGAAGUCACCUAAAAAGGGAGGCACUGCCAAUCAAAAAGUAGACGAGGAAGAAAUUCAGAAACCCGAGUACGAACCUGCCGAGAUCACAGGUGUGGUGGCUGUUCACAAAAGCCACAUUCAUAUAAAGAACAAACUUUUUGUCGAAAUUACAGCGAAAUUCAAAUACAUUGGGCAUGCCAAAGUACCACCGUUUCCAGACAACGUAGCGUCUGAAUGCCAAUGCUUCCGAGAUGUGCAGGUCGUUUACCCGGUGAAUUUCGAUCUCGACACAAAAUUGGCCGACUUCAGCCAGCAGUUGAUAUUUAAGCUAAGAAAAUCACUCGGGAAAGGACAUCGGUUCUUCCCGUUCACAUUUGAUGUAACCCGGAAGCCAGAUUCCCUCUUCUUUACUCGGCCUUAUUAUCCGGACUACAGCAGUGGUCUGUUUUGGAAUCUAAGAGCUUAUAUAGCACAUGAGGAAAACUGCAACCCACUACCGAAUGAAGAGGUAAGUAUGGAGUUUUUCAAGUACACCAUCGCGCCGGUGCUGAGCCGAUUGGCUCUGAGAGAGACCCCGGUGGUGGAAUACAAACGAUUCUCUACGAUGGAUGAUACGGGCGACCUCAUACUGGCGGCUCAACUAGAGCGUGACACCUACUACCAAGGACAGGAAAUCAAAGUAAAAAUUCAGAUAGAAAACAAUUCGUCAAGACAUGUGAUCGAAGCAAUUGCAGUGUUCGUGGAACAAACAUACCGAAUCUUUCACCAAUUCCCACACGAUUACAGUAUCCCGCUGGGUGAGGUGUUACUUAAAGGCAGUGACAGUGGUCUACCAAUUCAACCAAGAGGCAGAAAUUGGACGAAGGAAGUAAGUGUCAAACCCGUGUACGAUCGUACGAAGUAUAAUUUGGCCAUUGAUGGAAAGAUGCCUGUGGAUAAUAAAAUAUUUCUUGCUAAUAGCACAGUCAUUAUGAUGAAAGAACAGAUGUAUGCGCUGAAAAUUCAAGAACCGGAGGUGAAGAAAGUCAGUCCUAAGGGGUCACCGACAAGCAAAAGGAAGUCACCAGAAAGUAAAAAGUCACCGAAGGGUAAAAAAUCAACUAGUCCGGGGAAAGUGGCAUCCAAAACCUCGCCAGUAGCAGAGGCGGCCGAGCAGCCUACACCACAAGAGAAACCCCAAAUUGAAAGCAAAAUGAAUGAAGUGAAUACAUUGACUAAUAAACAAGUUUGCCGAAGUGCGACAAUCGCGUAUGAUGUAGUCGUGCGCCUGAACCUACGAACACCGACGAAUGAUGAGUCUGGUCAUCCCAUGGUUCGAUUACCUUUCAUUCUGACUAGAGAGACAAGAUACUUAGACAAACUGCUUAAUCCACCGCCUCCAACGUGGGCCAUCGUUCCACCGCAUUGA
Molecule: messenger RNA, 1695 nt
Organism: Dicrocoelium dendriticum
Lineage: Eukaryota; Metazoa; Platyhelminthes; Trematoda; Plagiorchiida; Dicrocoeliidae
Source: the annotation of a GenBank genome assembly